Molecule: messenger RNA, 952 nt
Organism: Chenopodium quinoa (quinoa)
Lineage: Eukaryota; Viridiplantae; Streptophyta; Magnoliopsida; Caryophyllales; Amaranthaceae
Product: macrophage migration inhibitory factor homolog
Exons: 3
Coding region: 134-481 (115 amino acids)
Molecular function (GO): phenylpyruvate tautomerase activity
Source: RefSeq, a predicted model, not a curated record
CACCUACCAUAUCUACACGGGGCCGUAAGGGCAAUUCGGGACCAUAAAUUUAGCUAACACAUUAUCUGUUGAGCCAGUGCAUUUGCUGAUUUGCAUUUAGACGUUCAAAUAUCCCCGGUAGUUAGACCAGAACAUGCCUACCUUAAAUUUGUUCACAAAUGUCCCAGUUGAUGCCGUUAUCGCUUCAGAUAUUCUCAAGGAUGCCACCAAAGCUGUUGCUAAAACCAUUGGCAAACCCGAAUCUUAUGUGAUGGUGUUGAUAAACGGAGGAGUACCGAUUGCUUUUUCGGGAACGGAAGAAGCUGCUGCAUAUGGAGAAUUGAUCUCAAUUGGAGGACUUGGCCCUGCUGUUAAUGGGAAAUUAAGUUCAAUUAUUGCUGAAAUACUCCAAACUAAGCUUUUUAUUGAUAGUUCUAGAUUCUACAUCAAAUUUUAUGAAGCUCAGCGACCUUUUUUUGGAUUCAACGGAUCCACAUUUUGAGUUGCUCGUAAUAGGCUGAUUCAUUCUGGCAACAUUUAGCUGGAAGAUAAGCAGCAUUUGCAUCUGUAUUCUGAAGUCUCACUAAAAAGUCUGUAAUGAUUACAUUCUGUGCUAUUUUAAUCACCAAUGUAAGUGACAUAGCCAUAUUCUCUCUUGGAUAAUAGCUACUCCCUUCAUCAGCGUGAUUAUCAAGGAUGGGGCAGAGAGUGUUUGACCCGAAGUUGCCCUCAUCAUCACGUUUCAUGGAAAGUUCUUUUGGUCCUUUUCAUAUGUUAGUAUGAUUUGAUCGGAGCCUCGUAGUUGAGGCUCGUGCUUGGGCAGCACAGUAGCAAGGCGUCUUAAGCUUAGAGCAGCAGUACAUAAACUAUUCGGUUGAUUUAGCUGUGUUCAGCUUGAGCUAUAUUAAUUUAGAAGGCAAAACCAGACAUAAAUUACAUUGGCUUAAUACAUGAGCAAAUUUCUGUUGUUAAA